CCGAAAUAAAAGCUGGGCAGCGAACAAGAUUGUCAAUGGUGGUCGGACGUGGCCGCGGCGGAACUGCCGGCAUACUGAGCCGAGCACCACUUGCGUUUUCAACCUCGGGCUCUUUCUCUCGCUGCUUGGUGCCUGUUGACCUUGUUCAAUUCGAGAACGUUACCACGAUGUUCGCGAGGCGGAGGCAAGCAUCGAAGGGUCAGUGACAUCAAAAACAACAUGGCUGACUCGACAGAAUCGACUUUUCGCUCGCAUCUUUCGGGCUUUCGAUGGGCGCAAGGACGGACGGACGACAGCCCCGCGGGGCGAGCAGCCGCCGCAACCACUACGACGAACACGGGAGGCGCAGGCAGCUAUUUGUCGACCUUUUCGAAUAGCAUCUCCGGUUAUGUGCCGCUACGGAGCAACAGCCGAACAGACGAGGAGGAGGCGUAUCUCAGCUUGAGCAGAUGGGAGCGGCUCUUAGGAUUCUUUGCGUGUCUCAUCGGAUCAGCGAUAUGUUUUUUCUUUAGUUUCAUCUUUCUCAACCCAUUUUACUUGGCGAUCAAGCCGCACAAGUUUGCGUUUGCCUUUUCCGCAGGAAGCAUACUAUUUAUGUUCGGAUUCUCCAUUCUAUCCGGGCCAGUGGCGCAUUUCAAGCACCUCACGCAGCCACAGAGGCUUCCCUUUACCGCGGCAUACUUUGCGUCCCUCGGGCUGACUCUCUAUUUCGCGCUUGGCCCCAAAUGGGUCCUGCCGACGAUGGCGGCCGCAGCGGUGCAGAUUGUUUCACUGGUUUUCUACCUCGCUGCGUACUUCCCUGGUGGGACAACGACGCUACGCUAUGGAGGGAGCAUACUCAUCCGCGGCGGCACGAGCCUGCUGCCGAUAUGAGCGCCGAAUCUGUUGUAGAAGCCUUUCAUCAUGCGUACAGUACAAGGAUGCGAGCAAAGCGGUGUGCGCGAGAUGCGCGAUGCAGGAGCUCGAUGAGAGAAAGGACGGCUAUGAGCUCUCGCUAGCCGGAUCGAUGCCGUUGAGAGUGCCGUUCGAGUCCUUGCUGGAGCUGCCUGCGGCUCCAUUUGGUUGCGCCAGCUGCCAAGCUGGGAUGCUCGGCUUGACGGGCGGCGGGAG
Molecule: messenger RNA, 1110 nt
Organism: Tilletiaria anomala UBC 951
Lineage: Eukaryota; Fungi; Basidiomycota; Exobasidiomycetes; Georgefischeriales; Tilletiariaceae
Product: SFT2-domain-containing protein
Exons: 4
Coding region: 220-873 (217 amino acids)
Biological process (GO): vesicle-mediated transport
Cellular component (GO): membrane
Source: RefSeq, a predicted model, not a curated record